UGUCUCAUUUCCCAGCCUAAAAAUGCAGUAGAUAUUCAUGGACCAGACACCUCCCUUCACCCCUUGCUAAUCAGCAAUAGUGCUUACUUCACAAGGCUGGAGUUUCAAAUGAGAUAAUAAAAGAAAAGCACUUUGAUAACCCUUAAAGUAUCAUGUAAAUGUCAGCUAUAGUUAUUAUUAUUUAGUCCUCAGGAACCCAGGUAUAUUUUCCUUUGGAGGCCUAGGGUAUCUAGUCUCAACUCUCAGACCUUAGUUACCUAGCUCCCUGGGCACCCUAGAGUUCAGUCCCAUCCUGCCCCCUAAAGGAUAAUAGUAAUAAUAGUAACAAUAACAAAAGCUAAUUUACUAUGUGCCAGGCACUUUGCUAAGUGCUUUACCAUUAUUAUUUCAUUUGAUCCUCCCAAUAUCUUGGGAACACAGAUCCUAUUAUGAUUCCCAUUUUACUGAUGAAGAAGCUGAGGCAAACAGAGGUUAAGUAAUUUGCCAAGUGUCACACAGGUAGUCAGUAUCUGAAAUUGUAUUUGAAUCAGGUCUUCCUGACUGUAGGCCUGGUGCUUUAUCCAAGAAAUAUAGCUCAUGACAGCCUGAGGCAACCCAAACACCUACCUUUAUCACUCCUAGUGAUUUAGGGAACUAAUACCUAUUCAGCUCUUUCCAACUCCAAAUGAUAGUACUAACUUUUUUACCCUUUCCUUUUCCUCCCUUCAGACAUGGCAGGCCCUCUGACACCCUUCUCCAUCCUAGCCUGCUUCCUCCUCUUCAUUUUUGUGAUCUCAACAAUCUUCCACUUUGAACUUCGACUCUCAAAGAUGCCCAAAGAGCCACCAACCCUUGAGCCUCCAGCCCCUACAAUCUACCACCCUGAAGGCAUCUGGACUGUGAAUUCUAUAGGCCGUCUAGGGAACCAGAUGGGUGAGUAUGCCACCCUCUAUGCUCUAGCAAAGCUCAAUGGCCAUAUAGCCUACAUAUCACCUGAGAUGCAUCAACAACUUGCUCCCAUAUUCCGUAUCACCCUUCCUGUUCUACCAGCCAGUGUGGCCAAGCAUAUACAUUGGCGGAACUACCCCCUACAUGACUGGAUGUCGGAGGAAUAUCGACAUAUUCAUGGUGCCUAUGUCCGUCUCACGGGUUACCCCUGUUCCUGGACUUUCUACCACCACCUUCGAGAAGAGAUCUGUCGUGAAUUCACCCUGCAUGACUAUGUCCGAAAUGAAGCUCAGGCCUACCUCCACAGGAUACAGAAAAGCCCAGCCACCUUUGUGGGAGUCCAUGUCCGCCGAGGUGACUAUGUCCGUAUCAUGCCCCAGGUCUGGAAGGGGGUGGUAGCACACAAGGGCUACUUGGAUCAAGCAAUGAAUUGGUUCAGAGCCCGUUACAAUGAUACUGUCUUUGUGGUCACCAGCAAUGAUAUGUCAUGGUGCCGGGAGAACAUUGACACCACCAAGGGAGAUGUGGUAUUUGCAGGGGAUGGAGUGGAGAGCUCUCCAGCAAAGGAUUUUGCUCUGUUGACCCAGUGCAACCACACCAUCAUGACCAUUGGCACCUUUGGCAUCUGGGCUGCCUACCUGGUAGGUGGUGAGACGAUCUAUUUGGCCAACUACACCCUUCCAGACUCACCUUUCCUCAAAAUCUUCAAACCUGAAGCAGCCUUCCUGCCUGAAUGGAUAGGGAUCCCAGCUGACCUGUCACCCCUGCUCAAGAACUGA
This is a messenger RNA of Monodelphis domestica (gray short-tailed opossum), 1706 nucleotides long. Its product is annotated as galactoside alpha-(1,2)-fucosyltransferase 2-like. Lineage: Eukaryota; Metazoa; Chordata; Mammalia; Didelphimorphia; Didelphidae. Gene Ontology annotation, biological process: carbohydrate metabolic process. The record is from RefSeq and is a predicted model, not a curated record. Gene Ontology annotation, molecular function: galactoside 2-alpha-L-fucosyltransferase activity. Gene Ontology annotation, cellular component: membrane.